Neoarthrinium moseri is the source of this 1071-nucleotide messenger RNA. RefSeq lists its product as uncharacterized. NCBI's taxonomy places the organism in Eukaryota, Fungi, Ascomycota, Sordariomycetes, Amphisphaeriales, Apiosporaceae. The record is from RefSeq and is a predicted model, not a curated record. The transcript has a single exon. Gene Ontology annotation, molecular function: NAD+ binding. Bases 1 to 1071 code for a protein of 356 amino acids.
AUGGCUGUGUCGACAUUGCCCGCUUCCAAUCUGGACGAAGCGGCCGUGGCUGACUUCCACGAGACCCUCCUCCAGUCCAAGCGCAUUGUGGCCGUCCUCGGUGCUGGACUCUCAGCCGCCUCCGGCUUGCCCACUUACCGUGGUGUUGGCUCUGGAGGUCUCUGGCGCAAUUACGACGCCACCCAAAUCGCGACACCGGCUGCGUUCCGCCACGACCCGGGCCUCGUCUGGCAGUACACAAGCCAUUUGCGCAGACUAGCGCUGGGCGCAGCUCCAAAUCCCGCACAUUAUGCACUUGCAGAGUUGGCGCGCCGGGUUCCAGGUUUCAUGGCACUGACGCAAAACGUCGAUAACCUGUCUCCAAGAGCUGAGCACCCAGCAGCGCAGCUGAACCAGCUCCACGGAAACUUGUUUGACAUGCGGUGCAGCGACGAGGCAAAUUGCGGCUACAUCGAAAGAGGGAAUUUCAAAGACCCUCUCACUCCUGCCCUGGCGGCUUCACCUGAGGAGCAGGAUGCAACUGUGUCAAACAACGAAAGCGUGAAGAGACCAAAAGCCACAGCCUGGCUGCUGGAAGGCAUAGCACGGAAGAACAGGCAGAUCCUGGGUCAUGAUUACCAAGAAGCAGCACCUUUGCGGACAGACCAGGCGGCCUUAAAGUCAGGCGAUGACGAGAGCACCGAGUCGCGACUGGCAGUUGUGCCGGAGCCGUCCAAUAUCCCGCCUGCAGAUCUGCCUCAGUGUCCCAAGUGCUCAACGAACCUGCUUCGGCCUAAUAUCGUGUGGUUCGGCGAAGCCCUACCUGCAGAUAUCGUGGCAGAGGUCGAUAACAUGUUUAAUGAUUCACAGCCUAUCGAUCUGUGCAUUGUCAUCGGCACAUCUGGAAGCGUCUGGCCUGCAGCGGGCUUUGCUGACGUCGCGCGGAAGAAGGGCGCAAGAAUCGCAGUUGUGAAUCUCGAUGUGUCUGAUGUGAAGAAUAUGCGGCCCGGGACCGAUUGGGUGUUUGCUGGUGAUGCUGCAGUGGUGGUGCCGGAAUUACUGAAGCCUGUGAUGGGGAGCUUGAGUGGAUGA